Labrus bergylta (ballan wrasse) is the source of this 7923-nucleotide messenger RNA. RefSeq names its product nitric oxide synthase 1 (neuronal) (gene nos1). Gene Ontology annotation, molecular function: calmodulin binding; FMN binding; nitric-oxide synthase activity. NCBI's taxonomy places the organism in Eukaryota, Metazoa, Chordata, Actinopteri, Labriformes, Labridae. Gene Ontology annotation, biological process: nitric oxide biosynthetic process. The record is from RefSeq and is a predicted model, not a curated record.
AGGCACAAGCAUGCCUCGUCUCUAGAGAGGCAGAGCGCGUCGCUGUGACUUGGACACAUUUUUUGGAUGAGACACUUGUGCAGCCGCUGCUAAGGAAACGCAGGAGUUUUAUCCUAAAGUUCACUGCAGCAGGUCGUUGUGACAGCGAUCUUGUUCUCAGGGAAACAUCCCUGGGGACACACGAACACUCUCCCGCUAGCACGCAGUAACCACCACACACACAAGGCACCAUGCAGGAGUCAGAGCCAACAGUGUGCCAGCUACAGCCCAACAUCAUCUCCGUCCGCCUGUACAAAAGGAAGGUCGGCGGUCUGGGCUUUCUAGUGAAGCAGAGGGUGUCCAAGCCACCUGUCAUCGUGUCUGACCUCAUCCGUGGUGGUGCAGCAGAGGAGUGCGGCCUGGUGCAGGUGGGUGACAUCGUCUUGGCGGUCAACAACAAGCCCCUGGUGGACCUGUCUUAUGAGCGGGCCCUGGAGACAUUGAAAAACGUGUCACCAGAGAGCCACGCUGUGCUGAUCCUCCGCGGGCCUGAGGGCUUCACCACCCACCUGGAGACCACCCUUUCUGGAGAUGGCCGUCAACGCACAGUGAGGGUCACACGGCCUGCCUUCCCUCCCUCAAAGUCCUAUGAGCACUGUUCCCCUCUCAGCCCAUUCAGCCCCGGGCAGCAGCAGCAGGUCAAUAAGGAGCCCCAGCUCAGAGCCAUCGAGAACCUAUCCUCUCCGUCCAUUACCCAGUCUAUCCUGCAGAGGGGAGGCGUGCAGGCCCAGGACCCCCUGCUGAUGAGGGAUCGUGGAACCCUCCUGUGCAAUGGGCUGGAAGAGAACAACGAACUGCUGAAGGAGAUCGAACCAGUGCUGCGCCUCAUCAAAAACAGCAAAAAGGAGAUCAAUGGAGAGGGCCAGAGGAAUGCGGGGAGAAGAGACGCCCAGAUUCAAGUGGCUUGGGACCUUGGUGUGGGAAAUGGCACAACUCCACAGCUGGCGUCAGAUAACAACAGAAUGCUGGAAAACAUGACGGUGGUACUCAACAGCGCUGACACUGACAAGCCUCCAGCUCAGGGCAGGUCCUCUCCCACUAAGACACUGCAGAACGGCAGCCCAUCCAAAUGCCCCCGUUUCAUAAAGAUCAAGAACUGGGAGACAGGCACCGUCUACAGCGACACACUCCACCACAGCUGCAGCAAGAUGCCAAUCUGCACUGAAAAUGUCUGCAUUGGCUCUGUGGUGAUGCCUAACCAGCAUGUUCGCAAGCCAGACGAAGUCAGAACUAAAGACGAGCUUCUUCCACUGGCCACUGACUUCCUAGACCAGUACUACACCUCCAUCAGAAGGUACGGCUCUAAGGCCCAUGUGGACAGGCUGGAGGAGGUGACGAAGGAGAUUGAAGCUUCAGGAACUUACCAGUUAAAAGACACUGAGCUGAUCUAUGGAGCCAAACAUGCUUGGAGGAAUGCUGCCAGAUGUGUAGGAAGGAUCCAGUGGUCCAAACUGCAGGUUUUUGACGCUAGAGACUGCACAACAGCUCAUGGAAUGUACAACUACAUCUGUAACCACAUCAAGUAUGCGACCAAUAAAGGCAAUCUGAGGUCAGCCAUCACCAUAUUUCCACAGAGGACAGAUGGCAAACAUGACUAUCGAGUGUGGAACAGUCAGUUGAUCCGUUACGCGGGCUACAAACAGCUCGAUGGACAGAUCAUGGGAGACCCUGCAAAUGUUGAAUUUACUGAGAUCUGCAUGCAGCUGGGAUGGAAAGCUCCAAAGGGUCGUUUUGAUGUCCUCCCCCUCCUGCUUCAAGCCAAUGGAAAUGACCCUGAGCUAUUUGAGCUACCUGAAGACCUCAUCCUGGAGGUGCCAAUCACACACCCAAAAUACGAGUGGUUCAAGGACCUGGACCUAAAGUGGUACGGCCUCCCAGCAGUUGCCAACAUGCUGCUGGAGAUCGGCGGCCUGGAGUUCACCGGCUGCCCCUUCAGCGGCUGGUACAUGGGUACAGAGAUUGGCGUGAGGGACUUCUGCGACAGCUCACGCUACAACAUUCUGGAGGAGGUUGCUAACAGGAUGGCCUUAGACACCAGGAAGACCUCCUCUCUUUGGAAAGACCAGGCUCUGGUGGAGAUCAAUAUUGCGGUUCUCUACAGUUUCCAGACAUGCAAAGUGACCAUAGUGGACCACCACUCAGCCACAGAGUCCUUCAUGAAGCACAUGGAGAACGAGUACAGGGUGCGAGGCGGCUGUCCUGGAGACUGGGUGUGGAUUGUGCCUCCCAUGUCAGGAAGCAUCACACCCGUGUUCCACCAAGAAAUGCUCAACUAUCGCCUCACCCCUUCCUUUGAGUACCAGCCUGACCCUUGGAAUACACACGUGUGGAAAGGAGUCAAUGGGACGCCUACAAAGAAAAGAGCCAUCGGAUUCAAGAAGCUUGCCAAGGCUGUGAAGUUUUCGGCAAAGCUCAUGGGCCAAGCCAUGGCCAAGAGGGUGAAGGCCACCAUACUGUUCGCGACAGAGACGGGCAAGUCACAAGAUUAUGCCAAAACUCUCUGUGAAAUCUUCAAACACGCUUUUGACGCAAAGGUUAUGUCGAUGGAUGAAUAUGAUGUUGUGGACCUGGAGCAUGAGACGUUAGUGUUAGUGGUGACCAGCACAUUCGGUAAUGGUGACCCACCUGAAAAUGGAGAGAAAUUUGGAGCUGCCUUAAUGGAGAUGCGCCACCCAACAUCCAACACAGAAGACAGAAAGAGCUACAAGGUCCGUUUCAACAGUGUGUCCUCCUACUCUGACACUCGCAAGUCCUCCAGCGACGAGCCAGAAGUCAAGAUUAACUUUGAGAGCACGGGACCUCUUGCCAACGUCAGGUUCUCCGUGUUUGGCCUUGGCUCCAGGGCCUACCCACACUUCUGCGCCUUUGCCCACGCUGUGGACACGCUGUUUGAAGAGCUCGGGGGGGAGCGCAUCCUACGCAUGGGGGAAGGAGAUGAGCUGUGUGGCCAGGAGGAGUCGUUCAGAACCUGGGCCAAAAAGGUUUUUAAGGCUGCCUGUGAUGUGUUCUGUGUCGGGGACGACGUGAACAUCGAGAAGGCCAACGACUCCUUGAUCAGCAACGACCGCAGUUGGAAGAAGAGCAAAUUCCGCCUCACGUACACAGCCGAGGCGCCAGUGCUAACUGACGCAUUAUACAGUGUUCACAAGAAGAAGGUUUAUGGAGCAAAGAUGCUAGAAUCUCAGAAUUUACAGACUCCUAAAUCCAAUCGCUCCACCAUAUUUGUGCGGCUCCACACAAACAACCACGACAGACUGAGCUACCAUCCCGGCGACCAUCUGGGGAUCUUCCCUGGCAACUACGAGGACCUGGUGACGGCUCUCAUAGAUAAACUGGAGGACGCUCCACCUGUCAAUCAAAUUGUCAAAGUGGAGUUUCUGGAGGAGAGGAACACUGCCCUAGGUGUAAUCAGUAACUGGACGAAUGAGACACGGAUCCCUCCCUGCACCAUCUACCAGGCCUUCCAGUACUUCCUGGACAUCACCACCCCCCCCAGCCCGGUGCUGCUCCAGCAGUUUGCUGCUCUGGCAACCAAUGACAAACAGAAAAAGAAACUAGAGAUCCUCAGUAAGGGCUUGCAGGAGUAUGAAGAGUGGAAGUGGUACAACAAUCCGACACUGGUGGAGGUUAUGGAGGAGUUCCCCUCAAUCCAGAUGCCCUCCACUCUUCUUUUAACCCAGCUGCCCUUGCUGCAGCCUCGCUACUACUCCAUCAGCUCCUCUCCAGACCUGCACCCAGGAGAGAUCCAUCUCACCGUUGCUGUGGUCUCUUACCAAGCCAGAGAUGGAGGAGGACCAAUCCACCAUGGAGUGUGUUCAUCAUGGCUCAACAGGAUAGAGAAGGGGGAGAUGGUGCCAUGUUUUGUCCGAAGUGCACCAUCAUUCCAACUUCCCAAAGACAACCAAGCUCCUUGUAUCCUGGUGGGUCCAGGAACAGGAAUCGCCCCCUUCCGAAGUUUCUGGGAACAGAGACUGUAUGACCUUGAACACAAUGGAAUGGAGUUGUGCCCCAUGAUCCUGGUGUUUGGCUGUCGGCAGUCUGAGAUGGAUCACAUCUACAAGGAGGAGACCAUCCAGGCCAAGAACAAAGAGGUGUUCAAGGAGCUAUACACGGCCUAUUCCAGAGAACCCGGCAAACCAAAGAAAUACGUACAAGAUGUUCUGCGCGAGCAGCUGUCAGAGGCAGUGUACCAGUGCCUGAGGGAGGAGGGGGGACACAUCUAUGUCUGCGGGGAUGUUACAAUGGCCGGAGAUGUUCUCAAGACUGUCCAGCACAUCAUCAAACAGCAGGGCAGCAUGACCCUGGAAGAUGCUGGCUUCUUUAUCAGCAAGCUUCGGGAUGAGAACCGCUACCAUGAGGACAUCUUUGGUGUCACCCUGCGCACAUACGAGGUCACCAACCGACUUCGUUCGGAGUCCAUUGCCUACAUUGAAGAAAGCAAAAAGGAUUCAGAUGAGGUUUUCUGCUCAUAAUGAAAUAGGGGCUUUCUGACGGAAACCAGUCCAGAAGACACAGCAACGCUGGUUGAAGAAUACUGUGCCAAUUUUUGUACUUUAAAAAUGGGUUCCUUUCUUUUUUUAUACCAAUUCAAUGUUUCUGUUGGGCUCUGCGGUUUUGCCUGUAGCAAGCUAAAAUGUUCUGUUCUCCGAGACUCUGUUGUUCUUUUUUUGGUUUUUUUUUGCUUGUUGAUGAUACUUCCAAAAAUGAUAAAUUGAUCAUUUGAUUCAUAAUGUGUGCACCUAGUGUAAUGACCUGCCUCAUUGUGAAUGCAUGACCAAGACAAAAAUAUACUCAAGAAAUAUGAUGUACUCUGUGUUAUUGUUACAGUUCAAAGGCUUUUAUUGAGGUUUUACACUCACAAGGAAGCAUCAGGCAUUGCUAACAAAUUCACAGACAUUUCUGAAGUAUGACACAAGUCAACUUUGUGUUCUAGAAAAGAAGAAAACUGUUGAUGUUUUUUUAAAUCAGAGGCUGUUGUUUCAAGGGAAGUUAAAAAGGGAGAGGUAUGUAUAUGAUGUACAGGCAUGCGGAUAGAAAAGAAAAAAACUGAGUGACAGAUUUUUUUGCAAACAAAUUUAGCAUGUUGAUAGCUCAUCCUGAAUUAUGAAAACAGCUAUUCUGUCAAAGCCACAACCAACAGGUUAUCUAGCUCUUCAUUGGCAAUCCAUCAGAAUGCAUCAGCCUCUGUGUCAGAUCUGUUUCUAGUGGCCUGUCCAUUCUCUCAUAACAUCAUAAUGUUUUUGUUUUUUUUCCAGCUGGUGCUCCUCCAACCCAAGGCAGCUGUGUAGAAAUGUGCAGGACAGCCCACAGCCAGUCAUUACAUAUUAAAAUACAUUCUAAUUGCUAAUGAAUAUACACUUCUUUAACUCAUUCAGGUCUCUCAGAUUUUAAAAUAUUUAAGUAUUUAUUUCACAUACAUUAAAGAAAAUGGUGCCGUAAGUGUAAAAUUAAACAAUUAAAAAUCUGAUCCGUUUUAUUUUAAUUUUAUGCUGUGGGACUAUUCUCAUAAGCUGUGCAUACACCGUACGAUUUCAGGCCGAUUUAGACCCGUUAUUCGAGUCAUAUGGCUGAUUUUGAAGUCUGGCCGAAUUCCAGCCCGAUCGCACGUUGUUAGUCGCGCUGCGUACACCGAUGCUCAAUGGCCGAUCACCAUUCUGGCAUGUUAGAAAUUUUGUAUUUGGCAUCUCGGCAUCUAACCGAGAACUCAUUCAAAAAUCCCAGUUAGACUUUGAGACGAGGAAACAGGACGUGCUAAAAUGCUAAUGAAUUUCUGGGUUUUAGGACUCGUUACUAUUAGUACUGUCGUUCUAUUGAUACCACAGUAAUGUCUGUAUGGGAAAUAUAAGCUUAUGGUCUGAUCGUCACUUUUCUAUCUCUUUUUGUUUAUGUGAGGGGUUAAAUUGUUGAAAUGGUAAAAUGUUGCAUUAUCUUUUAGUCAUUGCUAAAACCCACAAAAUGAUCCAGGAUUUAGAGUUUGAACAACAAAAUUCACGACCAUUUUAUUCGUUUUCACUGCGUUUCUUUGCUGCAUACUAAUGCUCAGCUGCAAAAGCUGCUCAAAGCUUUACAUACAAACUGUGGGCGAUUCUAACAAUAUCUCCUUAUUGGUGCUGCCAAAUAUUAACAGUUGUAAAGGCUAGCUGUCUUACUCAUCUUUCUGGGUUAUUGAGGUAUAGCUUGUUAUUAAGUGUUUCGUAUCGGGCUGAGGUCAUAUUCCUUAUGUUAUACCUUAUUGAACUCUGGCACCAUUUCCAAUUUUUAUGCAAGGCUAGGCUAACAACACCUGGUUAAAAAGUAUUGGGUUGUAGUGUAACUUUAAUCAUCUUACUCUCAUCAAGAAAACUUUCAAGCGGUAUUUUUUCCCAAAAGAUAAAACAAGACCUUAAAAAUAUAGAAUCUCUGUAAGAAUUAAAAUGAAUGAAUACACCUACUAGCAUCGUCUGCAUCAUAACUCCUCUGCCUCUUGCCUUACAUUAACUCUCUGCCUCUGCCUACACAAAGCACAUCCAUUCUCUCGUACGUUUCUCUGCAUGAUUAUGUGUGCGAACCCUGCAGCUCAUGCGCCACCCUUUCACUGUGACCUGACACCUGCUCAGUAGCAUCAGCAUGCAUGUGCGUGCGUGCGCGUGUGUGUGUGUGUGUGUGUGUGCGUGCGUUUGUGUGUGGUCAUAAAUGUCCGCAUGUCUAUACGAGUGGGUGUAAAACACGCAUGUGCUCAGGUGUAUGUUUUUACAUGUUGAUUCUGCUCUUUCUCUGUCAAAUUGGUCCUAUUCUGAUGAAAUUUGUUGCUUUAAGGGUCACACAAGGCUGCAACUUUAAUGUUAUGGGUUGCUUUUAUUUCUGUGACAGGAAACUGCACAUUUUGGCUGAAAUGUUAAUGUUCAGUUGUAUUGUAUUGUUAUGUUGCAGGAAAGUUUUUCAUUCAGGGAUAAGGCGAUCACACUACUGCUGCUGUGGUCAUUCGCUGCUUUCCAAUAAGUCAGGGUUGUAAUUUGAAUUUACAGUGCAGGGGGGCCAUGUCGUUUAUUGAUCACACUCUGCAGUAACUGCAGUAAGCUUGUUUUCUUCUCGGCUUCUGGGUCUUGUUUGUUACCUUCUUUUUCUUUCUAAUUAAAGAUAACUGUCAGCAUGAUCAACAGAUUUCAAUGUGAUUUUCAAAUGUCCCUAAAAGCUGCCGAAAAUGUUUGUUCCCCCCCCCCACAUGACAACUGUUUUUACUGCCGGGGAAAAUGGGUGAUUCUCAUUGUCCCCACCGUUGUUCAUUCUAUAUGAAUGUCUCCUCUGUAUCAUUUUUUAACAGAUUUAGUUGAAUUGGAAUGAGAGUGUCAAUUAAAUGUCAGUGGUGUAAAAUGUGCAACAAAACCAAUUGAUACAAUAAAUAGCUUCUAUAUACAGCUUCUAUAUAAAUAUAUAUAUAUAUAUUCAAAUGAAAAGUAUUACAUAUAAAGAGUACCACCCCGAUCUUUUCUAAGAAUGUAUUUUGAUUAUUUAAAGGAGCGCUAUGAAUCUGCUUGAUUUAAAAAGAACAAAAGGCAUAUUCUAAAGUGUCUCUCAUUUCCUUUCAGUAUGGGGAUAAAGCAGCAGCAGCAGUAAAUAAAUGCAUGGUGGUGAUCUUCUGUCUUCUGUUCAUAUUUAUAAAGCUUUGUCUAUUUACCAGCACUGUGUCACUCAGUCAGACUGUAUUUGUGAGGUUUUCAAGCCUUCCUCACUGGGGCUCCGGAUGGCAACAAAAAAAAAAAAAAAGAAGAAAAAACACUUUCAAGGGGGUUUCAUUUUCUGUGUUUGCAUAUCGCUGCUGCUAUGAACAACUCUGAUCCAAUCAGCCUCUGCUAUAAUGACCUUUGUUGUGUACAAAUAAAGAGAAACAUUUACAGAAUAUGUCAA